Cryptomeria japonica (Japanese cedar) is the source of this 1709-nucleotide messenger RNA. Its product is annotated as aspartic proteinase nepenthesin-1. Gene Ontology annotation, cellular component: extracellular region. Gene Ontology annotation, molecular function: aspartic-type endopeptidase activity. NCBI's taxonomy places the organism in Eukaryota, Viridiplantae, Streptophyta, Pinopsida, Cupressales, Cupressaceae. The record is from RefSeq and is a predicted model, not a curated record. The transcript is spliced from 2 exons. Bases 170 to 1510 code for a protein of 446 amino acids. Gene Ontology annotation, biological process: proteolysis.
CAAUCAGUAGCCAAAUGCAAAAAAACUAUUCUAAGAAUCACCCACUACAAUGGAGAACGAGUAUAAAAUGUAUAUAGGUGUUUGAAUUUAGGAGGAAGUGGUGCACAAUUCUUUUCCUGAGAGCCAUUGUCCUUCAUAGAUUCAAAUAGUUUUUCUCUCUUUUUCUGUCAUGCAAGGGCUCAAUUGUGGGCAUAUAGCCCUCAACAUGGGGUUUCUCCUCUUGAUCUGCAUUCUCCCUGUAAUGGCAUUGGGCAAUUCUUUUACAGAUCAAAGGGUGAGUUUGAGGCGGGUUGAUGAUCAGACUUCUAUGAGUUUCACAGAGAGAUUUCAGUCUGCCAUGGAGAGAAGUAAGAGACGAGUUGAAUAUAUGAGUUCUAUGAUAAAGAGGGCAUCGGAGUUAAAAUCUCUGGACGUUGAGUCUGGUGGGGAUGGUGCCAUUCAAACGACAGUUGUUGCCGGAGACGGAGAGUAUCUGAUGGAGAUAGGAUUGGGAAACCCGGUUGUUACAUUCCAAGGUAUUGCAGACACAGGGAGUGAUCUAUUGUGGACUCAAUGCAAGCCAUGCAGAAGCUGCUUCAAUCAAUCCACUCCCAUCUUCGACCCCUCCAAAUCGUCCACAUACGACGCUGCUACCUGCGAUGAUCCUCUAUGCUCUGAGCUGGGGGAGAUCGGGAGUAACUGCAACCGUAACUGCGGGUAUACAAUAACCUAUGGGGACGGCUCGUCAAGCAGUGGCGUGCUCUCUUAUGAUACCGUCACGAUAGGAUCCGGGCCGAGUUUCAAGCACAUAGCCUUUGGGUGUGCCCAAAAUAACAAUGGAAAUUCAUUCCAGGGCUCAGGAUUGGUUGGGCUGGGCAGAGGUCCUCUUUCUCUUGUUUCUCAGUUGGGCUCCAACAUCCAAAGCAGGUUUUCUUAUUGCCUAGUCGACAUGGAGAACCCCAACGCAAGUAGCCCAUUGUUUUUCGGGAAGUCUGCCAUGUUGAAGGCCGGCAAGAGCCUCCGGUUAAAGAAAAACCCUCUAAUUUCGACCUUCUGGUAUGUUCCCAUGACUGGAGUGACAGUUGAUGGUCAGAAAGUUGAUAUUCCAUCGGAAGCUUUAGAACUGCAAAAUGACGGUACUGGAGGCAUGAUUAUUGACUCGGGUACUACCAUUACGUAUUUUGUUUCUCAAGUUUACAAGCCUAUCCAAGCUGCCAUUAAGAAUCUCGUUGAUCUUCCUCCUGUAACAUCUCAGCAGUUCCCCGGGGGUCUGUGCUAUCAGCUUCCCUCAGACCAAAGUAAUAUAAGCUUGCCUUCAGUAGUGUUUAAGUUCGAGGGUGGCGUGGAUAUGGAUCUUCCUGCAGAGAAUACGUAUGUUAAAUUAGAAGAGGACGUCUUCUGCUUGUCCAUGACCUCCAAUCAGGAUAACUUCGGGAUCUUGGGAAACAUACAACAGAAGAACUUUCACUUCCUUUAUGACGAUGCCCAGAACAGGAUCUCCUUCGAGACUGCUACCUGUGCUUCUCUCUAGUUUAUUUUCACUUGCUUGCAAUCUGCAUUUUUCAUUACAAUAAAGAUGAGUUAGAAACUAAAACCAUGUUUCCUUGUUUCUUUGUGAGGCGGCAUGUAUGAACGACCAUACUCCAAAUACUCCUAAUAUGUAGAAGUGGUAACUAGGAAAAUAAAUGAUCUUCAAUUGUUAUCGAAUUAUUAGAGUAAUUGAAUGUAAU